Molecule: messenger RNA, 1935 nt
Organism: Trichoderma citrinoviride
Lineage: Eukaryota; Fungi; Ascomycota; Sordariomycetes; Hypocreales; Hypocreaceae
Exons: 4
Coding region: 1-1935 (644 amino acids)
Source: RefSeq, a predicted model, not a curated record
AUGUCCCUUGCUGUCCAGGGCAGACGGCGCCAGCCGCAGGAGCUACUCCUCGCUGAUGGCAAAAGGAUCAUCGUGACCCUUCCUGAGGACCUCGAGGACGUUCGCCGCAAAUACCUAAACGACGAUGAUGCGCAAGUGGAGGUGGUCGUUCACGGUUCCCUAAAGCACAGCCAAUACCUUCGGCAAUCCCGGGAUCAUCACGAACAGCGCCGGCAGCUUUUGCGGGAACAACACGGGCCUGCCUUUGACGAAUGGGAGCUUGUUCAUAGUCAGCUCUCGUCAGUAAAUACAGAGCUGGAGCGCCUGGAGAACCAAGCAUCCGGGCUCUAUGGCAACUUCAGCAAGUUUGGCUACGACGCUGCCGUGCGGACCUACAGUGAUGAAGAUCCGCCUGUUGCGUCUUCGCACACAUCAAUAUCUGACAAAGCCCGAGGGCAGCAGGGCCAGGAGGGAGAGCGUCACGGAGGAACUACCAAGCUGUUCAAGCGCCCAGUUGUAAGGCAGUGGUUCCAUCAGGGUGUGCUAUGGAGAGCGUCGGAGCAGACAGAAGUCAUGGCCAUUGAGCUGUUCCUGGAUCUCGUGUACGUAACCGCAGCACCAGUUGGCAUCAUUCAUUCCAACGGCGAGCACAUGGCGGAAGAAGCAACAGCACACGAACUCCUUCGCUUCGUCAUCACAUUCGUCAUGACCUGGAAGAUAUGGACCGACAUCACUCUGACGCUCAGCUGGUUCGAGACGGACGACGUGGUCACCAGGCUGGAGAUUCUGUUUUGCAUGUCCUGUCUCAUUGGAUUUACCACGAACAUGACCCAUAUCUUUGUCCACGAUGCAGCACAAAACACCUAUGUGCAGCUUGUGUCCUUCUACCUCGCCACCCGCAUCGCCACCGCAGUGUUUUAUGCCACUGCUGCCUGUCUUCUGCCCAUGAUUAAGGGCCCCAUGGUCUUCCAGAUAAUGGGCAUCGUCACCCCAACAGCUCUAUGGAUCGCCAGCAUCUACGUUGACAUGCCCGAUCGUCUGGGGCUCAUCAUUCCGGCAUUGGCUCUUGACUUGUACGGCCAAGUCUUCUACAUCAGGCUAUUCAAGUACGGCCAAGGUCAGGUGCCCGAGGGUAGAUGGAAACAGCGGCUCGGUCGCAUGUUUGAGUUUUAUCCCGCCAUGAGCAUCGAGCACCGAGUCGAAAGGAUGAAUGCAUUCGUGUCGCUGGUUCUCGGCUAUUCGGUUGUCGCCAUCCUGUUCCAGAGCAAUGGUGGCUACAAUAUCAAUGCUUUUCUAGGGAAAGCCCUACUGGCACUGAUGCAGGCGUUUACGUUCAACUGGAUCUACUUUGAUAUCGAUGGCAGCGGCCUCAAGGUGCAUGCCAUUCGGCGUUCUGGAAUCUCCGCCGGUCUCUGGGACAUUGCUCAUCUGCCGUUCAUCAUGGGCUACAUCGUCGCCACGGCAGCCCUCUCGAGGCUCGUCUUAGCCACCGACGUGCCAAACACCAAUCCAGAGCAACUCGCAGAGUCUUACCGGGACAACGCUGGGGACCAUUUCAACGCCGGCGUCCGUUUCUUCUACUGCCACGGCCUGGCCAUUGCCCUUCUGUCCAUGGCAGCCAUCUCGUUCUCUCACGAGCACAAGAAGCCGCCAACGCUCCGGCUGCACAAGAACGUCCGGCUCGCCAAUCGCAUCGCCGCCUGCCUUGUCAUGUUCUUCCUACCAAUGGUGCACUCGCUUCGAUCUCUUGAUCUAAUUUCCAUUACGUUGGGCUUGUCGAUAUGGGUGCUUGUCGUGGAGCUUUGGGGAAAGUCGCGUACCGAUGACCCCUUCAUUGGCGAAAAGGACGGCUGUUCCAUUACGUACCAUGCGAACAAGAAGAUGAAUGCCCCAGAUGAGAAACAAAUGAGCGGCGGGGCGUUGGAAUCGGGCAGAGGAGAAGAGUCUGCUGUUUAG